Molecule: messenger RNA, 1716 nt
Organism: Aspergillus bombycis
Lineage: Eukaryota; Fungi; Ascomycota; Eurotiomycetes; Eurotiales; Aspergillaceae
Product: alpha-keto acid decarboxylase family protein
Exons: 1
Coding region: 1-1716 (571 amino acids)
Molecular function (GO): magnesium ion binding; carboxy-lyase activity; thiamine pyrophosphate binding
Source: RefSeq, a predicted model, not a curated record
AUGUCUGACAUGAUUCACCUAACUGAAUAUCUCUUCCGGCGUCUCCGUGAGGCCGGCUUGCAGGCCGUCCAUGGAGUCCCCGGCGACUACAAUCUCCUGAUGAUGGACUAUAUUGUCCCGGCUGGGCUGGAGUGGGUUGGGAAUUGCAACGAGCUUAAUGCCGGCUACGCUGCUGACGGGUAUGCGCGAAUCAAAGGCAUCGGUGCCCUAGUCACAACCUUUGGCGUAGGAGAGCUAUCCGCCAUAAACGCCGUCGCGGGCUCAUAUGCUGAAAUGGCCCCGGUCAUUCACAUUGUUGGGACGCCGAAGCGUGCGAUGCAGACGCGAGGGGCUAAGCUUCAUCAUUCCGUGUGCAGUGGGAAACCAAGCGAUUUCACCAUGUUCGCAGAGAUGUAUUCUAAGAUCACGGUGGCACAGGAGAAUCUUUGGGAUGCUUCGACAGCCCCUGGCCAGAUUGACCGGCUAAUACGGGAAUGCAUCAUUCAAUCUCGGCCGGUGUAUUUGCAAGUGCCGGUGGACAUGGUUACCGAACCCGUCCCCGCCGUAGCUCUUGCUCGGCCUCUAGAUCUCACUCCACCCGUCAACGACCAGGAGGCUGAGCAGGAGGUGUGUGAUAUCAUUGUUGAGAGGAUCAGUAAUGCAAGGCAACCAUUCAUCUUGAUAGAUGCCGGAACAUCCCGCUACGGACUAGCUAAUGAGGCGGAUGAGCUGGUGAGAGCGACAGCGUUUCCAACUGCGACAACACCGUUCGGGAAGGGGAUCACAGAUGAGACUCUACUGAAUUUCCACGGUAUCUAUGCAUCGUUAGGAGAAGGGACCUAUGUGUCAUACGUCGAAUCCUGCGAUCUGAUUAUCAAUAUCGGACCCGUGCACAGCAAUGUCAAUACCUCCUGUUUUACCACAAUUCCCAACCCCAACGUGUCCAUUGUGUUCGACCAGACCUGUAUCACCAUCGAUGGUACGGUCUACAAUAUCUUCCCCAAAGGUGUAUUGAAACGGGUCCUCGGUCAUCUGCAGGACACUAUGCUCUCCUUCUGGCCAUACCCAAAGUUACCGCAUCAACGAGCUGCCCUAAAGCGCAUCCAACCAGUCAUCAGCACAGGCGCCCUGACACAAGACAUUUUCUUCAAGCGGAUAUCUCACUUCUUCCAGCCGGGAGAUAUAAUCCUCACAGAAACUGGCACCGCAAGUAACGGUGGGCGGGACUUCGUCUUUCCUCGAAACGUGAGCAUGAUAAACUCCGGCGUCUGGCUGUCGAUCGGCUACAUGCUCGGUGCCGCACAGGGGGUAGCCCUAGCUCAACGAAACAUGGGCUCACAAGGACGGACAAUCCUUUUCAUUGGUGAUGGCAGUUUCCAAGUAACGGCGCAAGAGCUGAGUACCAUUAUUCGGAAGAAACUGAGUGCCAUUAUCUUCGUGAUUAACAACGACGGGUACACCAUCGAACGCUUGAUUCAUGGAAUGAAUGAAGAGUAUAAUGAUAUUGCAAUGUGGCGGUAUCUUGACUCUCCUUCUUAUUUUGGGGCUCCCUCUGAUGAUUCAUAUCCUGUGUUCACUGCGAGGGUGCAAAAUUGGGGGGAGCUUGAUGGUGUUUUGUCGAGAGAGAAUUUUCAGCGUGGCCCGGGGCUGCGUAUGGUGGAGUUGAUGAUGGGUGUCUCGGAUUGUACGGAGUCUUUGAGGCUUUUUCUGCGGAUGUAUGCUUCCAGGAAGGAGUAA